Molecule: messenger RNA, 2082 nt
Organism: Sphenostylis stenocarpa
Lineage: Eukaryota; Viridiplantae; Streptophyta; Magnoliopsida; Fabales; Fabaceae
Source: the annotation of a GenBank genome assembly
AUGAAGGUCAAGCAAAAGCUUCACCAAGCCAUAGAUCUGCUGUACUCUAAUGGACCAGCUUCUUUUGAUGAUUACACUCGUCUUGUGCUUCAUUGUGCUCGAGCUAAUGACUUCAUUCAAGGAAAGAGACUGCAGUCUCACAUGGAACUCCACCUUUUUCAACCCAAAGACUCCUUCAUCCAUAACCAACUCCUCCAUUUGUAUGCCAAAUUUGGCAAGCUCGCAGAUGCUCAAAACGUGUUUGAUAACAUGACUAAGAGAGACAUUUAUUCUUGGAACGCCUUGCUUUCUGCUUAUGCAAAAAUGGGUAUGGUUGAGAAUUUACAUGUUGUCUUUGAUCAAAUGCCUUGUCGCAAUUCUGUUUCAUAUAACACAUUAAUUGCAUGUUUUGCUAGUAAUGGGCAUUCAGGCAAAGCAUUGAAAGUUCUAAUGAGAAUGCAGGAAGAGGGGUUUCAGCCUACCCAUUACUCCUAUGUGAAAGCAUUGCAAGCAUGUUCUCAGCUUUUGGAUUUGAGGCAUGGGAAACAGAUUCAUGGGAAGAUUGCUGUUACUGAUUUGGGGGAAAAUACUUUUCUAUGGAAUGCUGUGACUGAUAUGUAUGCCAAAUGUGGUGAUAUAGAGAGGGCCCGGUGGUUGUUUGAUCAAAUGAUUAAUAAAAAUGUUGUUUCAUGGAAUCUCAUGAUUUCUGGGUAUGUAAAAGUGGGAGACCCAGAUGAGUGCAUUCAUUUGUUUGAUGAAAUGCAGUUGUCAGCUGUGAAACCUGACAUAGUUACAGUUUCAAAUGUUCUCAAUGCUUACUUUCAAUGUGGACGUGUAGAUGAUGCAAGAAAUAUAUUUAACAAAUUACCAAAAAAAGAUGAAAUUUGUUGGACAACAAUGAUAGUUGGUUAUGCUCAAAAUGGAAGAGAGGAGGAUGCUUUGAUGUUGUUUGGUGACAUGCUACGUAGGAAUGUUAAACCUGACAGUUACACCAUUUCUAGUGUUGUUAGCUCCUGUGCCAAACUAGCUUCUUUGUGUUACGGUCAAGUCGUCCAUGGAAAAGUAAUUUUAGUGGGUGUUGAUAAUGACAUGCUUGUAUCAAGUGCUCUUGUUGAUAUGUACUGCAAAUGUGGAGUCACUUUGGAUGCUUUGAUCAUUUUUGAAACUAUGCUUAUUAGGAAUGUGAUUGCUUGGAAUGCCAUGAUUCUGGGUUAUGCACAAAAUGGACGGGUUCCGGAAGCUUUGGGUCUGUAUGAAAGAAUGCAACAAGAAAAUUUCAAACCAGAUAAUAUUACUUUUGUGGUUGUCUUAUCUGCUUGUAUCAAUGCUGAUAUGGUAAAAGAAGGACAGAAGUAUUUCGAUUCAAUCAGUGAACAAGGAAUGACACCCACAUUGGAUCACUAUGCAUGUAUGGUCACUCUCCUUGGUCGUUCAGGUAGAAUUGAUAAAGCAGUUGAUCUAAUCCAAGGUAUGCCUCAUGAACCAAAUUACCGUAUUUGGUCCUCCUUACUAUCUGUUUGUGCCAAAGCUGACCUAAAGAGUGCAGAGUUGGCAGCUAGUCAUCUCUUUGAAUUGGAUCCACAUGAUGCUGGACCUUAUGUCAUGCUUUCUAACUUGUAUGCUGCUUGUGGAAGAUGGACAGAUGUAGCUGUUGUAAGAUCACUCAUGAAGGAAAAGAGUGUAAAGAAGUUUGCAGCUUACAGUUCGGUUGAGGUUGGGAAUGAAGUCCAUAGAUUUGUUUCAGAAGAUCACUCUCAUCCAGAAGUGGGAAAAAUUUAUGGAGAAUUGCACAGACUGAUCUCAAUAUUGCAACAAAUUGGGUAUAAUCCAGAUACAAACAUUGUCCUACACAAUGUGGGAGAGGAAGAAAAAUUUAGAUCCAUUUCCUACCACAGUGAGAAACUUGCUCUUGCAUUUGCUUUAAUUAGAAAACCCAAUGGGGUUGCACCAAUUCGGAUCAUAAAGAAUAUACGAGUCUGUAAUGACUGCCAUGUAUUUAUGAAGUAUGCGUCAAUUACUAUAGGACGACCAAUCAUAAUGAGAGAUUCAAACAGAUUUCAUCAUUUCUUUGGUGGAAAGUGUUCUUGCAAGGACAAUUGGUAA